This is a messenger RNA of Pseudovirgaria hyperparasitica, 1450 nucleotides long. Its product is annotated as serine/threonine-protein phosphatase 4 catalytic subunit. Gene Ontology annotation, cellular component: FAR/SIP/STRIPAK complex. The transcript has 3 exons. Gene Ontology annotation, molecular function: protein serine/threonine phosphatase activity. The record is from RefSeq and is a predicted model, not a curated record. Lineage: Eukaryota; Fungi; Ascomycota; Dothideomycetes; Acrospermales; Acrospermaceae. Bases 212 to 1165 code for a protein of 317 amino acids. Gene Ontology annotation, biological process: peptidyl-serine dephosphorylation.
GGUAGGUGACGCCUCAGGGCAUUUAUGUUGUCAGCUUCUCCCAAGCAUUGUCCUUCUAUACAGGCUCCUUUCACUGUGGUAUAAGUCCUCAGUCUGUCUUAGACUAUUGUCUACCUGGAGAAUGGUUUCAUACUAAAACACAUCCAUCCUGCUCUACUAGAGCGUCUUCAUCCUUCCUCUUUUCCGGUGUGCUGUCUGAGAGCUACCAACUAUGCCUGGCCUACCAAACUCCCUGGACCUCGACGAAUGCAUACAACGGCUAUACAAGAAAGAGCUCCUCGCAGAAUCAGUCAUUGAGGCAAUAUGCGCCAAAGCAAAAGAGCUGCUAAUGAAGGAGAGCAAUGUGGUACACAUCAAGGCUCCAGUCACAGUGGUGGGCGACAUACAUGGACAAUUCUUCGACAUGAUAGAGAUCUUUCGGAUUGGCGGCUUUCCCCCAGAUACCAACUACCUAUUCCUCGGUGACUACGUUGACCGUGGUCUCUUCAGCGUCGAAACAAUAUCCCUACUCGUGUGCCUCAAACUUCGAUAUCCACAGCGCGUACACCUUAUUCGUGGUAAUCAUGAAUCUCGAGGAGUGACACAGUCAUACGGAUUCUACACCGAAUGCAGUCGAAAAUAUGGCAAUGCGAACGUAUGGCAUUACUUCACAGAUAUGUUUGACUUCCUCACAUUGUCCGUGGUGAUCAAUGACCAGAUAUUCUGCGUACACGGAGGUCUGUCGCCAAGUAUACAUUCGAUCGACCAGAUCAAGAUUAUCGACCGCUUCCGAGAGAUUCCUCACGAGGGGCCCAUGGCUGAUCUAGUGUGGAGUGAUCCAGACUCCGAGCGCGAUGAAUUCAGCCUGUCGCCAAGAGGUGCCGGAUACACGUUCGGUGCUCAAGUGGUGAAAAAGUUUCUGGAGGUCAACAACAUGUCCCAUAUACUACGCGCUCACCAACUGUGUCAAGAAGGAUACCAAGUUUUGUACGAAGAUCGACUCAGUACAGUCUGGAGUGCACCAAAUUACUGCUAUCGCUGCGGUAACAUGGCCUCCGUUCUAGAAGUCAGCGACACAGGAGCACGAUUUUUUAAUGUUUUUGAAGCAGCUCCAGAAAAUGAUGUACAUCGAGCCGAGCAACAGAACCAGCAAGGCAAAGAGGUGCAGACUGAGUAUUUCCUUUGAUUCAGAUACCCUGGUACCCUAGGCGACCAUGAACGGAAGAGAUGAUCCUGGGAACCACAAAUCCUAUUCGGUGCGGCAUAUUCAGGCGUGGAGGACAUCAUCCAUGAUUCAACUGCAUUUAGAGGCGUUUGCUCGGUUGUUUACUAUAUUCUCGUAGAUAUCUUGAUGUGUGGAUGAUUCAUGUGGUUGUGGGCUGGUCUUGUAGACUUGUACUUCGUAUACGAAACAGCAUAGAGUCGACCAUGUCGAAUCAAAUGGAGAUGACAAAUAUAAUGCAAUUUGGUC